GCUGCGCUGGCAGGGUGCGCGGGAUGCCGGGGCUGUGGGAGCGGCUGGCGAGCAGCGAGCGGGGCCGCCUGGAGACCUCCGACUGCGAGUCACUGGGCAGCGCCUCCGGCUCGGAGGGAGACGCCGAAUAUGCUGAAGGCAUCUCCCUGCCGGACCUGGACCUGCUGCACGACCCCGAGGAUGAGCUGCUGUGUGCCAACCUGAUGGAUGUGGUCCAGGCCACGCUGGGCAGAGCCCCCCUGGGUGCCAAGCGCUGCUCCCGGCUGCUGAUGCCGGCCCAGCUCCUGGCACAGGUGAAAACGGAGCUGCUGCGCCUGGCCUGCAGCGAGCCCUGCGGGCUGCGGGGGGCCCUCCUCGACCUCUGCGUGGAGCACGGCAAGGCCUGCCACGACGUCGGGCACAUCGCCGUGGACCCCGCCGUGGUGCCCACCUUCCAGCUCACCCUGGUGCUCCGCCUGGACUCCCGCCUCUGGCCCAAGAUCCAGGGACUGUUCACCUCCGGGCCGGCUUUCACGCCGCUGAAGCUGAGCACGGGCUUCAGGGUCAUCAAGAAGAAGCUGUACAGCUCGGAGCAGCUGCUGAUAGAGGAGUGCUGACGGCCGUGCCGGGGAGGAAGCGACUUACCCAAGUGCUUUGGAGGAGCCGGCUCCCGGCAGCCGCUGUAGUUUAGGCUAGGCUGGAGUUAGGGCUGUAGGUGGAAGUAGUUUGGACAGGUGAAGGUCCCACCGGGCUGCCUGCCUUUGUCAGGGGGUGUCCCUGAUGUGGAGCGGACCGGGACUGAGGCGGAGGUCGCUUCACACUGUCGAUGAUUGUGGGAUGAUUGAGGUGACCGAGCUCCCGGCAGCAGGGCUGCUGAGGGGGGCAGAUGGUCUCCUGUCGGCUGAUCAAUCAUGAUUGGGUUGUUUGGGUUUUUUUGUAGUAACGAGGAUUGUAAUCAAUGGGGCUUCGGGGAGGGGGCGUGUGU
Messenger RNA from Dryobates pubescens (Downy woodpecker), 964 nucleotides. RefSeq names its product DNA damage inducible transcript 4 (gene DDIT4). Gene Ontology annotation, molecular function: 14-3-3 protein binding. Bases 24 to 596 code for a protein of 190 amino acids. The transcript has 2 exons. Lineage: Eukaryota; Metazoa; Chordata; Aves; Piciformes; Picidae. Gene Ontology annotation, biological process: response to hypoxia; negative regulation of TOR signaling; apoptotic process. Gene Ontology annotation, cellular component: cytoplasm. The record is from RefSeq and is a predicted model, not a curated record.